AUGUCUAACCCUAAUAAUCCGAAUAAUCCUAAUAAUCCUAAUAAUCCGAAUAUUCCUAAUAAUCCGAAUAUUCCUAAUAAUCCGAAUAUUCCUAAUAAUCCUAAUAAUCCGAAUCCAUUAUGGUGGACAGAUGAUGAAAUCGAACGAUUGAAUAAUGCCGUGUUCAUACUUGGUCCUCGUAAUUGGAAUAAUAUUGCUCGCCAAGUUAGGACCCGUACCUCGGUGGAAUGUCAAACUAUAUGGAGACGAUUAACAUAUUAUAAUUCAAUGAAUCUUAAUCGUCCUGCAACUUUAAACCUUGGCAUGUCUCAAAGAUUUGCAGUCAAUUAUCGUAAUAUGGCUCAAAACGGUCAAAGCGAAGGUCAAAAUUCUAUCAGCUUAACAGCAAUACUUACAAAUCCAAUACAACAAAACACUAGAAUGUCAAUAAAUUAUAUUUUGACUCAUGAUCGUGAUAUGAGGAUGACAAUUUAUUAUAUAACUAUAUAAUAUCUUAACUUUCGGUGUUCGCCAUCGGGAUGGCAUAUAAUCAUACCACAUUUUUUUCUUUUCGAUUUUAUUGAAGCGUAUACGUUGCGUUACCGACAUUUAUUAGCGUAAUUUUUUUACAUUAAGAGAGUGAGUUUUAUAG
This is a messenger RNA of Rhizophagus irregularis DAOM 181602=DAOM 197198, 631 nucleotides long. RefSeq lists its product as uncharacterized. The record is from RefSeq and is a predicted model, not a curated record. NCBI's taxonomy places the organism in Eukaryota, Fungi, Glomeromycota, Glomeromycetes, Glomerales, Glomeraceae.